AUGGCGUCACCAGCGCGGGCGCAGCGCGCGGAGCUGGGCGGCGCCGACGUGGGCGACGCCGAGGCGGGCGCGGAGGCUGGCGCGCCGUCGGCGCAGGCAGCCGCGGCCCCAGCGGGGCCACCCGCCUCUGGCGCCGGCGCUGGCGUGGAGGUCGCCGGCUUCGAGGGCUCGCUGCUGGAGGCGAUCGCCGACGGGGCCGUGGCGCAGCCGCCGCUGCUGGCCUUCGGCGCCUGGGUGCAGUGGCGCGCCGGCCCAGGUCGCCGGCUUCGCACGGCGCCCGCGAUCGCGGCCAGCGAGAGCGCGCUGUGGCGGAGCACCAUGGAGGCGCUGCACGGCCACGACUGGCAGGCGCGGCUGCGCCAGCAGGGCCCCGCGGCGGCGCGCAGCCCCGCGACGCCGGCGGCGGCGCAGCCGCCGGCGGCCGACGACGUCCUGCGGCUGCUGGACUCGCCGGUGCGGGCGUCCGACGCGGGCUCCGACGCCGCUGGAGCCCUGUCGGACGGCAGCUGGGGGCCGCUCACGGACGACGAGGUCCUGGAGCGGCUGCUCAAGGACGUGGAGCCGCACGAGUCGAUGCGCGACUUCGAGCGGCGCCUGCUGCGCGCUAGGGCUGUGCUGACGCUGCGGCGGCAGGCGGUGCCCGAGGGCGCGGUCGAGUUCGGCAUGAGGAAGGCCCGCUUCCUGGUGGAGGCGCGGGCCCACGGCGAGGGCGUGGCGGCCGCGCUGGAGGCGAAGCUGCACGCCGUCCUGGACGUCGAGACGGACGACGCCGACGAGGACGUGCGGGCGCUGAUGGACCUCCUCGCGGUGGCGCGCGGCGGCGGCAGCGCUCGCGACGCCGUGGCCGGCGGGGCGCCGGCGCGGCCCCCGCGGGGCCACCCGCCUUCCCCGCGGGGCCACCCGCCCACCGGCGUCGGCGCGGCUCCCGCGGGGCCACCCGCCUUCCCCGCCUGUGGCGAGGACCUGCCGCCGGGGCUUCCCCCGCGGGGCGGGCCGAGCGAGGCGGGCCAGGCGGAGCCCAGCUUGGCGGCAGCGCUGCAGGGGCUCGCGGGGGCGCUCGGCCGGCGGGCCGACAAGAAGUCGUCGACGAUCCAGGUGAAGCCGCACUACAGUCUGCCGACCCUCGGCGACGGCGACUUCGACGUGGAUUCGUUCGUGGAGGAGUUCGAGGAGAUGGUCGGCCUGGCGAACGACGGUUCGGGCAUGUCGGCGACGGAGAUGGUGCGUGUGCUGGGGACCUGCCUGAAAGGCUCGCGUCAGCGGCCUUACAAGGUCGAGCUGAAGCAGGCUCGCCGGUCAGGCAGGCUGGCGGCGGAUCCCGACGAGGUGUACCAGAGCCUCAAGGAGAGGCUGAUGGAGUUCAAGGAGGGCCUGCUGGAGAAGCAGCAGCGGCUCAACGCUGAGUGGAGGACGCUCUCCCGAGGCAAGAUGAGCGCGCUGGAGUUUCAGGCGACGUUCGAGAACAUCGUGGCGGAGAUGGAGCUGGCUGGGAUGGGCAAGUCCGAUCGUGACUUGCUGCUCGGCUACUUGGCGCUCAUCCCUCCCGCGCACCGGGCAGAGGUGCUCAAGGAUCGCCGAGUGUAUCAGCGCUCUGGCGCCCAGCCCGAGGUCCGCGGCGUCGAGACCUGGAGGGAGGCCCAUCGCGUGCUGCUGAAGCUGGAGGAGGCCGAGAGCUCGGCCAAGGCGCUCGUCGCGGCGGUGGGCUCGGACUUCGCGCCCAGCCCGGGCGGCGGCGGUGGCCGGCGUCGGCGCGGCGGCGGUGGCGGCGAUCAGGAGCCGCCCGAGGUCGGCGCUGUUGGCGGCUCCGGCGGCGCCGGCGCUGAGGGAGCUGUGAAGGUCUGCUUCCAGAUGCGGGACAGCGGCACGUGUGCCCGUGGCGACGCCUGCAGGUUCUCGCACGACCGGGCUGCCAUCGCCGAGUCGCGGAGGACCAAGAAGGACGCGACCGGGCCGAAGGGCAAGGGCGCGGACGGCAAGAAGGGCAAGGGCUCGGACGACGGCGGCAAGGGCGGCCUCAAGUCGCAGCUCUGCCUGCAGUUCCUCCGGGGUGCGUGCAGCAAGAGCGAGAAGGACUGCAAGUUCAGCCACUCGGGUAAGGCAGCUCAGAAGGUCAUUGCAGCGGUCUAUGCUGGCGCGGCCGCAGCUAAGGUGCAGGCUGCGGCGGGGGGCAAGCUCGAGUGGGUGCGACCUUGUGGCGGAGUCUUCGGCCCGAGCUACGACCUCCCGCAGGUGAGCGUCGUCAGGGGCUCGCCUUCGCCCGAAGGAGCUCUGAAGGACCUGGACCAGAUCCCCGCCAGCGCCUGGACGCAGGUGCAGGAGCCCGACGACGGGUACCACUACUUGUGCCACACGCAUGUCUACGGCCUCAGCAUCAGGACGCUCCUUGAUGGCGGGGCCGUGUUCUCCCUGACGUGGGAGGCGACGAUCGUCAGCAUCAUCAACGGCGCGAUCGCGGAGGGCAAGUCUCCGGAGGACCCUGACUGGCCGAUCGCGGGCCUGAUGCACUGGGGCCGGGACUCGAAGGCCUCGUCGGUGGCGGACAAGGGCGACCUGAAGAUCCGUGGCAUGGUGGACCUGCGCCUGGCCUUCGAGGGGCUGGACGGCACGCGAGUGGUGCGCGUGUUUCGCCUUCGGCUUCUGCGCGGGGGUUGGGACAGGCCGUUUCUUAUCAUUCUUGGGGCCCCAGCGCUCGAUGCACCCCCUCUGGGGAUCGGGCACCGGCCUACGCUUCAGGGCCACUACCUACCGGGGCUGGGCAUCACGGUCAAGCGUGCAGAGGCCGACGCGGUGCAAGCGAAGCUGUUGACCAUCUCGGCGGUGUUCUCAGAGUGCGAUGCCGAUAGGCGUCGAGGUGAGGAUCGUCGGGCUUCCAGUGCUGUAGGAUCCCUGGUGUGGUCCGGCGCGGCUUGCCCGAGCUACCCCAUCUGCAUGGUCGGCGGCCAGUGCCCCGCGGAGUUCGGCGGCGGCGACACAGGCGUGAUCGUGCUCGACGACUCGGAGUCCGCCGUCCCCAUCUACCUGAGCGGCGAGGAGGGCGUGCGGCUGGAGCUCGGCGACUGCGCGCUGGUGCCAGCUCGCGCUAGCGGCCUCGCAGCGGGUGUCGUCGGCGACGUGGUGGCGAAUGGCGCGGCGGCCGUCUGGGCCGCCCCCGGCCCUUGGCUUGGCCGGGAGCAGCUCGUCCUGGUCGGCAACUGGGACCAGCCCGGCGUCAGCAUCGAGGUCGGCGACAUCGUGGGCGCCGUGAUUCAGACCGAUGGCGAGCCGGCCGGCGACGACCCGUCGGUGGCGCACGUGUGGCAGGAUUGGGACGAGCUUCGGGACAUCGUUGAGCUGGAGGUGCCGACGGACGAGUACUACGCCGAGCGGCUGGUCUACUGGCAGCGGAAGUACCCGAAGGCGGCUACGACCCUCCUCGAGCAUCUCUUGGCGGUCGAAGGCCUGCUGGACGUGUGCAUCGCGGCCGGGUACUCCAUGGGUGCCGAGAAGUCCCUCGACAGGCUGGCUCAGCCCUCCAUCGAGGCGCUCGGCGAGAUCGUGGGCCGCGAGGGGAGCGAGGCGUGCGAGCGGCAUCUGGAGCUCAUCAAGAACUGGUCGGUGCUCGAGGACGUGGCGGCGCUGCGGAGGUUCCUUGGCACGUUCAACUGGAUCCGCGGCCACUUCCCCAAGGAGGUGCAGAAGCCGCUGGGGAUCCUCACGCAGCAGCUCAAGAAGGACGCCGAGUGGCCGAUGACCUCCGAGAAGGUUGCGGCCCAGCGCGCCAUCCAGCAGCUCGCGUGCGAGGCCAUCCGCCUCGCGGUGAUCGACAUGGUCGGGGCGAUCUCGAAGGACCGCCCGCUCGAGCAGGUCGCGGAUUUUUGCCCCUACGGUUGGGGCGGCAGCGUGUAUCAGCUGGCCGCCGACCGCCGCACGCUCAACGUGCUGGCGAUGUACGGCGGCUGCCUCAGCUUGGCGCAGAGCAACUGGCACCCCCGCAGGGGUGAGCUGUAUGCGCAGCGGGAGACCAGGCGGGAGGCACGUAAGGAUUUCGGUCGGCUGCCCACCCUGUGCUGGACGGACCACGCGGCAGCGGUGAAGGACGCUACGGGUGAGGCCGAGACGGACUCCACCGUCAUCCGCUGGGUUGGCGAGAUCGAGAGCGACGGCAGCAGGCUGAUGAAUCUCUCGGGGCGGAGCGCGGCCCUUGGUGAUGGCCCCUCCCGAGAGAACGAGGCCCACGGCAAGUUCCUGCGCGAGCAGGCUCACUCCCUGGCGAACAUCACGAUCGAGGACAUCAUCGGUGAUGACUACCGUCCGGGGGAGGGGGUCCCGUGGGGCCUGGACGAGACUCCCGACGCGGCCGCCUUGCAGCUGGUGGCCGUGGCCGGGGCGGAGCGCGAGAAGGGCGACUCCAUCGCGCUGUACCUGCCGGACUACGGGUGCGAGAGGCGGCGGAGCGCAGAGCAGGCGCGAGCAGCUCGUCAGCUGCAGCUGGCGGCGCCAGGCCUGCGGCUGCGCAUGAUCCCGCACGACCCUCCGCUGGCAGACGGUGCCGGCGGCCUGUACUACAUCGCGCCUCCUCGCUUCCCAGGUGAUGCGAGUGGUAAGGCGCGGAAGCAGCUUCGCAAUGACGUGCUGACCGCGGUGGCCGCCGUCUUGCGAGAGUGUGCCGCGCGGUGGCCCAAGGUCGUGAUCGGGACGGGCCACGGCGGGCUGGUGGCGGCUGCAGCGGCCCACCCCAGAGUGGUGGAGGCCGCUCUCGCGCUGCGGUACGCGAGAGAGGCGGAGGGCAUGCAGGUCGCGGAGGCGUGGGUGAACGUCAGGGCGUUCGUGGCGAUCGGGCCGCGCGCCCACAGCCCGAGCAGGAUCGGCUUUGUGCGAAAGGCGUUUCCGGAGUUCGGAGCGGCUGCCCACGGCGACGAGCGCCCGGCCCCCCUCUAUUUGGUGGAGGGCGCCGGGGCGCACCGCCGUUUCGGGCAGGACCUCGGCGAGGCGCUGGGCGUGAAGGUGUCGGCCACGCUGGGCGAGGUCCUCAUGCAGGAGGUGGUCUCUGCCCCCCCGCGGAUGCUGGAGUUCAGCGGGGGGCGCUGCGCGUGCGGGCGGAGUUCGCUGGUGCUGGCGCGGUGCGGCCAGUGCAUCAGGGCCGACCGCGAGCUCGAGGAGGAGGCGCGGCUGGCUGAGGCGCCGGAGGAGGCGUUCGGGGAGCCCGACGUGGUCGACGUGGCGGCCUCGGCGGCGCGCAUGCGCGCGGUCCGCCCGCAGCCGGCAGUCGCCGUCGGGCCUGGCCCCUGCAUCGCCGUGUCGGCGGAGCUCGUGCGGGACCUCCUGGAGUUUGGCGGCGGCCGGGCGGAUUUCACGUGCAACUGCAUCCGGGUCCGCCGAGCGCCGGCUGCGGGCGUCGUGGCCUUGGAGGCCGCGCGGGUUUUUUCCUAUCGGCUGUCGUGCUUUGUCGUGCCGCAGGGGCCCGAGCCGGGCGUGGAGGUGGCGCUGGCGCAGCCGUGCGUGGAGUUCGGGCUGGAGCUCGUCACGGAGAUCGACGUGGAGCUGCUGCAGGCGGGCUUGCCGAAGGGCGCCGAGCUGGUCCAGCUCUUCGCCUGCGCCUGGCUGCUGUGGGAGGGCGGUGCGCGCCUCCCCGCGCUGGGCGCUACUCACGUGCAUCGGCACUGCAGGGGGUCGGCCAUCUGCAACGGUGCGGUCGUCAAGGUGUCCUCCUACUCCUCCGCCUACUCCGAGGUCUUCGCGGGAGCCCUGGGGUUAUCGUGGUACCGGGCCCUCCGCGAUCGCUUCGGCGGGCGGGCAUCAGGAGCCUUCGUCGAGUUCGCGGACUCCGACUUCGCGCGCGGCGAGCGGGAGGCCUUCGAGGUGCCGGACGUCCUCGGGGCGAUCACCGGCAUGCGGGCGCCGACGUCUGAGCAGGUGUGCUCCGUCGGGCGCGUGGCAUGUGCCCCGGAGCGCGGCACUGCAGCCUUCGACGCGGAGGUGGCGGACGGGCGCAAGCUGGAGGACGCCGACAUCGCCAUCAGGGAGGAGUACGCCGCGAAGGUGCGGGGCUGUGAGCCUGAGGCGGGGAGCGAGCCGUUCGAGCUGUCCAAGUCGCUCCGUGCCCACAUCAUCGGGGACCAGUGGAAGGACGAGGAGUGCGGGGCCACCUGCAUGCAGCUCCGCGCCGAGCCUGGCGCCGGCGACACCCCCGAGGCGCAGCGCCUCGGGGAGGACUUCGCGCUCGAGCAGUUCGUGACGGUGGGCCCAGGGGAGCAGCGCUGGCUGCUAUGCGCCCGGCGGCUGGUGGUUUGGCCGGGGCUCGCGGCGGACAUCGAGAAGUGGUGUGCUAGCUGCUGGGCCUGCCUCCGAUUCAGGAAGCAAACUACGAAGGUGCAGGCCAGCUUCAUCGUGGCACGGCACCGGCUUCCUUUUCAUCAUGUGGUCAUCGACGUGGAGGGCCGCAUCACCCCCCCCGACGUCGACGGGCACGCGUACGUGCUGACCUACAUCUGCGUGACGACGGGGGCGCCCCUGCUCGAGCCGCUCAAGCACCUGCAGCACUCCGAGGUCCGGCGUGCCUUCUUUCGAUGCGCGACUCGGGCCAAGACCUGGCCGAUGCUUGUGAGCUCGGAUCGGGGCAAGGAGUUCUGCAACGCUCUCAUGGAAGAGCUCUGGGCGCUCCUCAACUUCGCGGGCCGCUUCGGCACGUCGUGGAGGCCCUGUGAGCAGGCGGACGCGGAGCGGUCCCACAUCGAGUGUGCGAGGGAGAUCGGCAUUUUCCUGCACGACGUUUUUAAGUGUGCCCCCGGCCAGUGGGCCGAGCUGCUGCCGAUCGUCGAGUUCGUGUUGUGGAACUCGCCCGGCAAGUCGGCGCUGUCGCCGAGGGACCUCUGCAUGGGUUGGUCGCUGGCUUCGCCGCUGGAGAGGGAGCUGCUGCCGCUGGAGCCCGCCGUUCGUGAGGCGGUCUCCGACGUCGCGGCAGCGCAGUUCGAGCAGUUCAGGCGUUUGCGGGAGGUUUAUCUUCAGCAUCGGGCUCGAGCCGGCCGACGCAGGGCGGAGCUGGCCAAUCGCACGAGAUCGUCGAGACGCCCGGAGGUCGGGGACAUGGUUUUGUUCAAGGACCCGAAGCUCUCCAAGGCCGUGGCCGGGCACGCUCCCGGCCGCCGGCCUCUGCGUGGCCCCUUCGAGGUCCUCUCCACGAAGGGCAACGUGGCCACGUUGCGGGACCCCGAGACCCAGCAAGUGCUCAAGGACGUCCACGGGGAUUUCUUGGUCGGCGUCCCGGGCUUGGUUGACGACGCGGAGCGCAUCGUGAAGUUGGAGGAGGACGACGGCCGUGGCAGGGCCUCUGCCGGACAGCUUCUGGCAGCGCGGCUGGCCCCUGGAGGCGGCGAGGCCGCCGAGGCGCUGGCGCCGCGCGUGAAGGCGCGGAUGCGAGAGGUGAAGGUCGGGCGGCUUGUCGCCUACCAGGGCGAGGAGGCGAAGCGCUGCAGGGUGGGCAAGGUGCUGAGCCUGGCCGAGGACCUGAGCAGCGUGACGGUGCACGUGUACCAGGCGGCGGUCGACGGACGGCUGCAGGUGGUCUGGACAGCGGCGUACGACCGCCAGGAGGGCGCGGACUUCCAGCGGCAGAGAGUCGAGACACUGGAGGCGAAGCGGGUGCUGGGUGUCGUGGAGCUCAACAAGGGCGUGCUGAACCACUCGGCAGCGAGCAGGCUGGCGCGGGCCGGCUGGCGGCUGGACGAGGGGACCGUGCGUCACGGCGCCUUGGCGGCGGCGGCAGUAACGCCGGCCGCGCCACGGCUCUCCGACCUCCCCUCGAGCCGCGUCAUCGCGCUCGUCGCAGCUUGCCGCCCGCUCGAGGAGCUCGACCUGAAGAUCGGCGAGGUCCAGGCGUGGGCGCACGGCGCUCCCCUCUUCGUGGAGAUCUUCGACGGGGUCGGGAGGCUCUCGCAGGCGGUCCGGAGCUUAGGCGCGGCCAACGCGGUGUGCAGCGUGGUGGCCGGCAUCGACCUCAAGCGCAGGACGUACGGGCAGUACUGGGACCUCAGCAGGGCUAAGGACCGUGCCCGGCUGCGCUACCUGCUCUUCGAGGUGCUGAGGCCGGCAGGAGCCCACUGGGCGCUCCCUUGUGCUAAGUGGAGCAGCCUCGGGGGCCACCAGCCCGACGCCAACGCGCACGCGCUAGCCUCCUUCACCAUGGACGGCCUCGAGCACUUCGACGGCGCGGGCUGCCUGGCCUCCUUCGAGGGCCCGCGAGCGCACGCGCUGGUGGCGAGCGUGGAGUGGCAGCAACGGUUCGGGUCAGCCGAGGCGCCGCGCGGGCGCUGGCGUUACGUGCUCCCCGACGGCUGCAUGUUCCACUGCAGGAGCCCGGAUGAGGAGCCCCUGGCCAUGCAGAAGCCGUACGUCAUCGUGGGCAACUUCCCGCUGGACUUGCUGGACGUCCAGUGCCGCCGUGGAGCGCUGCGGCCGCUAGGGCGCGGCCUCGAAGGCGUCGAGGUCGCCUCCGCGGAGCUGGGCAGCGUCGCCGGGAGCUCCAUGAUCGGGGCCGCGCGGGCGCUGGAGGGGCCCCGCAUGCCCUGCGAGCCGGGACGCGCGGCCGCUCCGGCUGCUGGGGUGACGAGGUCGGUGGACAAGCUGAGCGACGCCGAGAUGGCGGAAAAGAAGGCACGGCGGGAGCCGGCGGCGGCGGCGGCGAAGAAGAAGUGGGCCGAGCUGGCCAAGAAGGGUGACUGGGACCAGGUGCGGAUGCCCGGCAAAUGCUUCAGGUUUGCCGAGGUGAAGGUUUCGCCGAGGCGCUCUGCGGAGUACAAGGCCAAGGUUCUGGAGGCGGUCGGGCUCGUCGGCGAGUGCGCGGGCUACAAGCACCUGGGCAGCCAGGAGCUGGAGGCGCUGAAGGAGAUGAUCAGCCUGAAGGCCGAGGCGUUCUGGGUGAAGGGCACCGCGCGAACGGUCAUGCGCGGCUUCAAGCACGACGUGGUGACGACCGGCUUGCCUGUGCGUGGGCCGCCGAUCCGCCUGAAGGGCCCCGAGGCUUCCAUCGUCCGCGAGGAGCUCGAGGCGGGCGUGGAACAAGGACUGUACUCCAGGGGGACCUCGCCCUGGGGCAGCUGGGCCUUUCCGACCAAGGAGCACGCGAGCGGCCGGAGGCGUCGGACCGUCGUGGACUACCGCAUGGUCAACCGCAGGAUGGUGAUGUUCGUGUACUACAUCCGCCGGUGCCGAGACGUCAAGGGCGAGCUGGUGGGCUGCGCCUUCAUCUCCGGCAUGGACGGCGCUCGCGGCUUCAACCUCCUGGUCAACACUGAGCACGCGAAGGAGGUCCUGGCUGUGCUGGCGGACUGCGGCUGCUACCUCCCCGAGGUGCUGCAGCUGGGGCCAGCGACGGGGCCCUUCGACUUCCAGUUCUGCACCGACGAGCUGUUCACCGGCACCGGCCGCGGACGCUACGGUUCGGUUUGGAAGAACUACAUCGACGACUUCUGGGUCAGGACGGGGCAGUGGCUGAACGGUCGCGCCUACACCGACCGAGAGUACGAGGAGAUGCUGGCAGCGGCAUCCCCCCCCCCGGCUGCCUCUCGCCCGCUGGGCGACUCGCUGGCAGCAGCCGGGUUCGCGGGGACUCGCAAGGCCAGCCAGAGCUACGACCACGCCAAGGGCGUGCUCGUGGGGCUGUGCGUGGCGCAGUCGGCCACGGGAGCGGCGGCCAUGGACGGCGGCGGGGUUGCCUUGGCGAACGGCCUCCGCAUGCUGGUGGUGGCUGCCGCGGUGCGCACGGCAUCCUUGAUGGAUGAAGGGCUGCGCGCGGGCGUGCAGCUGACGCAGGACAUCUUCGAGGCGGCCGGCGACCUGGUCCAGAGCGUCUCCUGGAACCUCAGCGGCCUCAUCCACGAGGUGUGCGAGGGUGCGGUCCUGGUGGUGCGCGUCCUGGUCGUCGUGCAGUGCUGCUACGCUCUCUACUGCCUGCGCUCGUGGGUGGCUUGCCGUUCGCAGCGGGCGGCGCUGGAGCGGGCCGCCACCGCCGGCGAGGCGGCUCAGCGCGGACUCACGUCCAGCGCGCGAGCCUGCGAGGCCGGCGACGGGCCCGCCUUCGGCCGCGAGCCGAUGGCCAGGGCGGCAGCCGCUGGGAGGAGCCCGGGCGGGGCCCUCUCAUCAGCAGAUGGCGCCGCCAGCCCUGUGGUGGCGCUGUGGCGCGAGGCGGAGUUCGAGACGCCCCUGCUCGGAGCGGCGGCACGCCCCCGAGCGGAGGUCCUCCAGAUCCAGCGGAGCGCGGCGGUGGCGCUGCGGGACCUGGAGCACUCGGACCGCCAGCGCGCCGCGCGCGCGCGCGACCUGGCCGCUUGCGGUGCGGUGGUGUCCGCAAAGCUGGUGGAGGCUGCGCGCAGCUCAGCAGUGAAGGACGCGGGCGACCUGUGCGAGUUCGAGGUAGAGGUGGCCGGCAGCCGCGGCGUGCGGUAUGAUGUGCGGCUUCGCGCUGGACGCUCGGCCGCAGCGUUGCCCCCCGCGUCGUGCACCUGUGCCGACUUCGUCGGCGGCGUCGGCAGCCCCUGCAAGCACAUCGGGGCGGCCUGGUGCUGCGCGGUGGACGGCAACUUCAGCGAGCUGGUGGAGCUGGCGCUCGCGGCUGGCCGCAAGGAGGGAGCUGCCGCUGGGCCUCAGCGACGCGCGGCCCUGGCGCCGAGCGACUCCCUUGGCCUCGCGGGGGCCGUGCGGGAGCUCCGCGACUCGGAGGCCGAGGUCGUGCGCCUGCGCGAGGAGGUCCAGCAGCUGAAGGCGCAGCUGGGGGCGACCUCCAGGCGCGGAGCCGUGACCGAGUUUCUCUCGGCGUCGGAGACGCUGGCGGCUUGGGCGCGGGCUUGCGGUGAGGCCGAGAGCUAUGUGUAUGUGGCGUGCUUCACCUUCGACCAGCCGGGCGUGGUGAACUACCUGGAGGCGGCUCGAGCUCGAGGCCUCACAGUCCGUCUGGUGUUCAGCGGCCGUGACAAGGCCUUGACCAACAACCAGGGGCCGCGCCUGCAGCGGCUCCGAGCCUGUGGGUGCGAGGUGCGCGCUCACAAGGGCUCGCGGCUGCACGCCAAGGUGAUGAUGACAGAGCGCGAGAUCGUGCUGGGCAGCUGCAACUUCACGACUGCCAGCCUGGGCAACGUGGAACGCGGGGCCAGCCUGCAGGAGCUAUCCGAGGAGACGGUGCUCGAGCAGAAGGAGUGGUUCGAGCAGCUGUUCGAGGCGGCGGCGCCCUUCAAGGACGGGAUCGGCCGGCUGGCGCGAGGCCGAGCGGCCGUGGCGCCGAGGCGUGAUGCGCUGGAGGCCCGCCGGGCGAGAGGCUCAGCGGCCGCGGCGCGGGGCGCUGGAGGCCAUCUGGGCGAGAGGCCCAGCGGCCGUGGCGCCGAGAUGGCAGGAGCGCGGCAUUUUGCUGCGCCGUCGACGCCCGGCAGCGCCGGGAGCUAUGAGCGACUGCAUGGCGCCGAGUUCGGCGACUUCGAGGAAUUCAUCGACUUCAUUUUUGUGGAGCGGCACGUCGUGGAGGACGUGCCGGGGCGCCUGUGCCGCGGAGUGGUGCCCUGCUCGAG
This is a messenger RNA of Prorocentrum cordatum, 11531 nucleotides long. Lineage: Eukaryota; Dinophyceae; Prorocentrales; Prorocentraceae. The record is from the annotation of a GenBank genome assembly.